AUGAAAGAGGGAGUGAUUAAGUUAGGAACCUUGGGAGCUUUUCACAAAAAGCAACGCAUCAUUAAAAGUGCUUUAAAUGGCAAGACUUAUGCUUACUACCAACAAAACCAGUCUAACAAUCAGACUCCGGGACUAAUGCAAACCUUAUUAAAUGCUACUUUACCGGCUUUGCUACAACACUUUACUGGUGGACAGCCAAUGCCUGCCGGUGGUAAUAAUAAUAGUAAUAGUCCUGAAGUCCAACUAAUGCUGACCCAAGUUUUAGCUCAACAGCAGUUAAUUAUUAACAACCAGCAAGAUUUAACCAGCCGAAUAGUAAACUUAGAAACUCGAGCUAGUCAACAAUUUACUGGUUUAGCUAAGCAAGUGCAAAAUCUCAGUUCAGUUCGUUUAACUCCGGAACGAGAACGCAAGCCAAUUGACUUUAAUCAGAAUUCAGACAAUUAUGGAAACUAA
This is a messenger RNA of Ambispora leptoticha, 456 nucleotides long. Lineage: Eukaryota; Fungi; Glomeromycota; Glomeromycetes; Archaeosporales; Ambisporaceae. The record is from the annotation of a GenBank genome assembly.